AUGUUACGUUAUUCUUUCUUUCUUUCUUUCUUUCUUUCUUUCUUUCUUUCUUUCUUUCUUUCUUUCUUUAUUAAUAUCUUUGUUUCUUUCCUUGCUUCCACUUCUAUGUUACGUUAUUCUUUCUUUCUUUUCUUUCUUUUCUUUCUUUCUUUCUUUCUUUCUUUCUUUCUUUCUUUCGUUUCCUUUCUCUUUAUUAAUAUCUUUGUUUCUUUUCUUGCUUCCACUUCUAUGUUGACGUUAUUCUUUCUUUUUUUCUUUCUUUCUUUCUUUUCUUUCUUUUCUUUCUUUCUUUCUUUCGUUUCCUUUCUACCUUCCUUCCUUACAACUCUUUUUCUAUCACUUUUCUUUGGUUUAUUAAUAUCUUUGUUUCUUUCCUUGCUUCCACUUCUAUGUUACGUUAUUCUUUCUUUCUUUCUUUCUUUUUCUUUCUUUCUUUCUUUCUUUCUUUCUUUCUUUCGUUUUCCUUUCUACCUUCCUUCCUUACAACUCUUUUUUCUAUCACUUUUCUUUAGUUUAUUAAUAUCUUUUUUUUCUUUCCUUGCUUCCACUUCUAUGUUACGUUAUUCUUUCUUUCUUUCUUUCUUUCUUUUUCUUUCUUUCUUUCUUUCUUUCUUUCUUUUUCUUUCCUUUCUUUCCCUUCCUUCCUUACAACUCUUUUUUUUUAUCACUUUUCUUUGGUUUAUUAAUAUCUUUGUUUCUUUCCUUGCUUCCACUUCUAUGUUACGUUAUUCUUUCUUUCUUUCUUUCUUUCUUUCUUUCUUUCUUUCUUUCUUUCUUUCUUUCUUUAUUAAUAUCUUUGUUUCUUUCUUUGCUUCCACUUCUAUGUUACGUUAUUCUUUCUUUCUUUCUUUUUUUUUCUUUCUUUCUUUCUUUCUUUCUUUCUUUCGUUCCUUUCUCCCUUCCUUCCUUACAACUCUUUUUUCUAUCACUUUUCUUUAG
This is a messenger RNA of Acanthosepion pharaonis, 939 nucleotides long. Lineage: Eukaryota; Metazoa; Mollusca; Cephalopoda; Sepiida; Sepiidae. The record is from the annotation of a GenBank genome assembly.